Messenger RNA from Octopus bimaculoides (California two-spot octopus), 6465 nucleotides. RefSeq lists its product as uncharacterized. Lineage: Eukaryota; Metazoa; Mollusca; Cephalopoda; Octopoda; Octopodidae. The record is from RefSeq and is a predicted model, not a curated record.
UCUAAAUCGUAGUUAUCUCCCCUUUUCAUGGCACUGUCAUGAACGAAAGAAUUAACGACUUUGGCAACACAGCUGCGAUUUGAUGGAUUCCUGCAGUCUACAGAUAUGGUCGAAACGGCUACCGAAAUUCUAUCGAUUGCUGUCUUGAGGUGCCGGAGGAGUUUUCAGAACAAGCUUUGUCUCACCUUAGAGGAGGCGGAGGAGGAGGAAGAAAGAUGAUGAUAUAAACAAAAGUCAUUGGACUGCGGCUAUGCUGGGGCAGUUUGGAAGGUUUAGACGAGCACAUCGACCCCAGUACUAAUUCUUAAAUCUGUUGAUCAAGAAAUAAAGCAGCAGUUGUAACCAACCAACUUUCCUGAGGAGUUUGACUGGAAAAAAACAAACACAAAACAGUGUUAUUACUGCAGCAACCACACAGUGUGGUCAGAUCACAAACUAAGGCAGCAACUAAUUUAUUAAUUUUGUAAAAUGUUAGAACCUGUUCACAGCAUGAGAGGGAAGCUGCCAUCACUUCACCGGAUUGGUAAAACAAAAUGCAUUGAUGAGGAUGAACCGCCACCAAUCCAUGAUCUCAGUUUUGAUCCGGUUCCAUUUGCACUUCUUGAAGACAAUCGCUUUGAUGUCAGUGAUGCAGAAGAAACACUUCGAGCUCUACGGAGAGCGUUCUGUAUAGUUUGUCCUGGAAGACAUGCUUGCAAACGAUCAUUUGAUCAUUCUGGCUUGAACAUCACACAUUGUCGUGAUGGCGUUGGGCUGGGGAAAUAUUAUCUUCAGCUCCAAAAGAUUAUGGAGAAGAGGGCUUGGCUAGAAUUUACUCAUGAUUGGAUGUACCGAGUGAAAUCCACUUUGCUUUUCAUACAAGAACUUGAAUCCAUGGUCUAUACUGAAUACUGCACACUGUAUGAUAUUAUGCACAAUAACCAAUUACCACAGGACAUUGAGAGCAAACUUUGUGGUUUGAAUUCGAUAUGUGAAGAUUUGCGAGUGCACAGCAACCACUGGAACAGUAUCCAACAGAGAAUCCGAACACAGCAAUGGAUGCAGCCAUUACUAAGUAGCGUUUACUCAGAGUUGAAAAUGUUAAAAAAAGUAUUUUUUCAGCUACAGGAUGCCACAAUAUGGUGGAUUCACAAAUUAAUUGAAAUUGGUCUUGUAGUAUUUUCUCACUCUCAGAUGAGUCAUGUUUCAAAUGAAGUAUUUUGGAGUGUUGCUCGCGGUCUGGAAGACUUCAAUUCUAUUGUCACAAGUGCCAAACUGAAUGCCUUUCACGACAAUGAAAGUAUAAUAUUCAAGGACCCUAAUUUAAUGGCUAUGUGGAACAGUAUUAUGAUAAAUUCUAAAUUUCACAAUUUAUCUUCCCUCAUUACUAUAUCACCCAUUUCUUUGAAUCACAUUUUGAAUUGUUUCGCAAACCAAAGGUCGCGCUAUGCCACUUUUGACACACAUCGAUUUCUAACGAAAAGCGAUGAAUUCAUCGACAACUUAGAUACAGGCACACUUCCAGGGUUUGUCUGGAAUGAUUUGUCUGCCAAUAUCAUGAGUGCAGUGUCAUCUGAGUCCUUUGAACAUCAAAUUGGUAAUGGCAGUGCAAGUUUGAGCACUGUCAUAUUAAAUGUGAACUCCUUAAAAGCUCCUGAUCUUUCUGUUUUAAUGUCCCCACUGACUGACUUCGUCAGAAGGGAACAAGAUUUUGCUGAAAAAUUUCUAAGUGUCAUAUGCAAUUCAACAAAUUUUUUACGUUAUGAUAAUACAAAUAAUUCUUCAACAAAGGACAACAAAGGUGUCACUACAAACCGGUUGACAGCUCGCAGAUUUUCUGGUACGCCGGUUCUCUCCAGAACAGAUUCACGUCGUAAAACUGUUUCCUGGGGCGACACUGCAAAUUCUUCUAUCAAAUCUCAAUUAGUUGCUACUUAUUUGGAGAAUAUAUGGCAGAACUUUGGUAAAAAUUUUGAACACCUUAUAUACGAACCAGCCUGGAAUGGUGAGAGAAGUUUAAUGAGGACAGAUGUCGGUUCCUUAUUUCUGGUUAACGACACAUUAGUAUUAAUGUUAUGUCGAAUGAUUUAUCAUGGCAUCGUUAAAGAUCUUUUCCCAUCUGGCUCAGUUAUACCACUGCAAAUAUUGGCACAGAAAAUUCACACAAUUGCUGCAAUUGGAUGCUGGGAUAACUGUGUUUGUAAAGUUGAAGGUUUAAGGACAGUGGAUAAAUGUUAUCCCUGUCCGUUAGGUAAUGGAGACUACAGCACAAAAACUGGAUUACUCUUGAAAGACACAUAUCAACCAUUAUUAUCUUCACUGGAAAAUUGUAUUCAAAGUUUAAACUCAACAGGGCCUGAGUCAACUUUACAGAAGUCUGUAACGGACCCAACUCAAAUAUUGUCCCUUUUCACACGCCUUCAGACCACAGCAUGCAUCGCAUUAUCAUGGUGCUAUUCCAAGACCCAUGAGUUCCUUGCUAGUUGGUCGAUUGGUUCGUUCAUUCUUGUCACACAGACAGACUUAAAGAUACUGUCUGAUGAAACAAAGCGUGCUGUAUGUAUAGCCCAGACGUUAUGCACAAACCUAUCGUUGUAUAACUCAUUGCACAAUGCCUAUAUACACUCUGCUCUCACUGAGGUCUAUCAUGAAUUAGAAGAUAUCAAUUCCCAACUCCAGUCCUUAUCUGGUUCAGUAAUGAAACUGUUUUCUGAAAAUUGUGGGAAAAUAUCGAAGCAGUUUUUCCAGAACAAUAUGCCUGGAGGCAAGAUUUGGAGGAGUAAAAGUGUGGGUAGGUUUAAUGAUUACACCAUUGAACAACAGGAUUAUAUUGAACACGCACUGGAAACAAUACUGGAACCUGUUGUGGAGGGUGUCAGUAAGCUGAGAGUGACGUCCCAACUGAGUGUUAUCUCAAUGGCAACUGUAGCCAUGUGUGAAGCUUGGACUGACUUCAUUUUGAAGGAGAAAAUUAAAUUUAGUUUACAUGGUGCUCACCAACUUGGUGCAGAUUUCAACUUUGUCCGAACGUGGCUAAGCAGUGCAAUCCGAAACAAUGAAGUCAGACAGAGUAUCACCCAACUCUCUGUUUUCAGCUAUUUGAAUGGAAUUGUGCUUUUACUCCAAAGACAACCGAAAAAACGAGCUUCUACUCGCUUCACCGACCCUUGUGCUAAUGAUGAUAUCAUCUUUGGAUUGCGGCCAUGCUGCGGCAGAGCCUUGAAGGGUUUAGUUGAACAAAUUGACAUCAGUUCGGAUACUGCUGACAGCAAUACGGAGAGUAAUCAUCGGGGAGCUAACUGUGAAAGUUCUACUGAGACAGAAGUGACAAACGAUGAGAAAGACAUAUGUUCCGUAUCAAACACAGAUGACUGGCUUGCACUGAGAGUGUGUGGUGGCUCUCGCACUUGGAAAUUUCCAUCUUGUUUCAAUAUACAACGUGAAGACACUUAAUCAAUGUUGAUAAUAGUAUUUUUACAGCUGGACAAAAAAAAAAGAUAACUUAUUUUACUAUGUGUAAGAAGAAAAAAAUGGGGGGGGGGGAAAUGAGUGUUUUUUUCACUUUGUAUAUACUAAUUAUGUAAUAGUGUUGUUUUUAUGGAACUCUUAUUUAUUUCUCUCUCAGAAAACCUAAUUCACUUGUGUGUCAUUUAAAAAAAAAAAAAGAAGUAUUUUUUAUCUAUUAGAGAGUGGAAAGCAAGCAGGAUUGAAAAAUGGGGAACUCCAGACUAAAUGCUUUACAGUAUUUAGUUUUUGUCCCUUUAACAAUUGUUAAGUUGAAAUCCCACCAGGGUCAAUUUUGCCUUUAAAAUAAGUAUCAGUUAUAUACUGGUUGACAUCAAUUGAUUAUAUCCCUCCCUUACAAAUUUGUGGCCUUGUGCCUGUAUAUGAAAUCCUUAUUUUAUAGUUAGAAUGUUCUGAGUUGGCAUAAAUAUUAGAGUACCCAGACUAAAGGCAUUAUACCAUUUACUAUUUUGUUCCUGUGUGCUCUGAGUUGACUUUGCCUUUUAUCUCACUUGGGUUGAUUAAAAUAGGUGUUAGUAAAAUAUGUACUGGAGUUAGUUUUGUUGGUUUGACUUAAGCCUUUGCGCCUAAGCAAAAACAAAAAAAAAUUUUUUUUCUUUGUUCUUUUUAGAAUAUUAGCAUUGAAUACCAUAAAAACUGAUAAACUCCUUGUGAGCGAAAUCCACGACCCAGUUGUAGCUAUUUCAGUUCACUUUAUGCUGCUGAUGUUUUUGAGAAAAGCAUGAACAUCUCUUAAGUCUCAUCUCAUCCCUUAUUCCCUAUGAAUCUGAACCCCUUGUGCCUAUGUAAGAAAUCGGUAUUUUAUCUUUAGAGAAGUUUAAAAUUAUAUUUUAUUUAUUUAUUUAUUUAAAAGUGAAAAACCAACACGUUAUGAGGUUGUUGGUAGUGUUGCCGUCGGUUACCAGAAAUCUGCUCUGAUUGAGCUGAAUGCAUAAUAUAUAUAAACAAAGGUAUCUGGCAGACAGAUUUAUACAUACCACAUAAUAAUUAUUGUUCACUCAUAAGCCAUCAGCUGUACUCCCUUAAUACAAGCAGUAUUCUCCUGCCUUUAAAUCUGGUGUUUGAUUUAACCAAACCUCAUAAUGUGGAUUACUUUGUAGCUGCGACCUUCAUGUCUGCUGUUGGAUCUUGUUUCUGUGUUGAAAACAAUGACUAACUUAAAGUAAAGAUUCCAAUGAUGUAUUAUCAAUUCGUGUCUCUUACAUAGACAGUAUCUUGUUGGUUGCUGUAGUAGCCAUCAUGUAAUAUACAUACAUCUCUCAUUGGUUGUUGUCUUGACUGGUAAUAUAAUAUUUUACAGAUGGUCUCUCAUUGGCUGCAGUGUUGGCAGGUCAUGUACAGAAGUACUCUCUCAUUGGCUUCUGUUUUAGCAGGUCAUAUGACACACUUUAGAAGCUCCCUUGAUGACCAAACAAAUUGGUUGGUACAUAAGUAUUAUAUCAAAUCUUUUGAAUUUUUGAAUCAUUUAAAAAAAAAAAAAAAUUUCAUUUCACUUACACACAUUAUUUAUCUACCAAUUGCACAUGCUGUGUAUGUAUGGUGAACAACUGUCCUGUUAUUUGAUUUUUUAUUAAAUCCCUGACUAACCCAUUUACAGUUUAGCAGUGGGUGUUAUGUGAGGGCCGAGGACCGGCUGAGUUGAAGAAGUUGAUGGCUUUUAUCCUGUCAGUGACACUACACUAUAUCCGUAGUCGAAAUUCUUAACUCUCAAUGACCCAGAUCAGUUAAAUGAAAAAAGGCACUAUAUUGUGGUAUUUAGUUCAUCACUAAAAACAAUAACAACUGGAAUUCAACUCAUUUUUUUAGGAAAGUUAUCUGUGAUAGACUGGCAUCCUUUCCAGAGAGAGGUUUCUCUCUCACUGUAUAGUAUUACAAAAACUGAAAUUGAGCACUGGUGCAGAGGAAUUUUUGAAAAGAUUAACUGUAAUGGUUGGUGUGAUUUCAAUAUGAAUCAGUUGAUAGGCGCCUAUUGAAAUUUAAAUUAUUAAGUGAAGUAAACAAGUUACUUUGACAGAGCUCAUGUCUUUUCAAGUAACACUCUUGAGAGGUGUUUUUUUAAAUUAUUUUUUUAUAGUUUAUUAAGAAGGAAAGGCAGCACCCAUGCAGAUCCUUCGAAAUUGGUGGUAGAAAGAGAGGAGUUAUUCUCGGACUAGAGGAUAACUGGUUAGAAUAUAUGCAACUGGGUGGGCUCUGCUAACAGCACCCAUAGACCAGGUGGUGGGUGUUAAACUAGUCAUUAGAUUAAUUCUACCACCGCAAGACCAGGUACAGUCCACCCACUGGGCUUCCGCACAAUUUCCAUCUAUUCAGUUGCACUGCCAAGGCUUGUGUUGAUUCGAGCCUGUGGUAGAAGAUAUUGGAUCCAAAGUGGUGCAGAGUAGGACUGAACCUGGACCCAUGUGAUAGUGAUGCAAAUUUCUUAACCACACGGGUCAUUGAGAUAUACUACUGAAUGGUGCUUACUCAGUAUUGGGCUGUGUCAAUUGAGAAUGAAGUGUCCUUGCCAUAAAUACAUGAUAAUAAUAUCUGUGACGGGAUAUACACUUUUGAGCCUUAGAAACAGUGUCCCUCUUACUGAUGAGGGUGAAUGAGGUGGGACACAACUGUUAAGUAAAUUUUGGUCCAUGGCCCUUUUUUGUUUUUUUUUUGUUUUUUUUAUUUGAUCUGAUCUGAUCUCAUGGCGUGUGUGUAUUAGAAUGACUACUUACUGACAGUUUGGAAAUUAAUUUGUUAUGUAACAGCGAAGAAAAGAUUUUUGGGGGUCUGUUUGUCAGUCAUUUACACUUAUUUAUUAUUAGUUUGUUAACCUAUUUAUUAUAAUUUCAGUGUUGAUUUUGGUAACAAUUUGUAAAAACAAAAUCUCCACUGCAAUUGUGCAACACUUUUUAAACAGAGAGAAUGAAUGUUUAAACAGACUGAUUACUGUUAGAUUAUAUUAAUAAAGAUAAUCAUCACACCUCA